AACGCCGGCACAGCACACGCAAGCAGCUAGACAUGAAGUGUCUGGUGGUAGCAGCGCUGGCGGUAGUAGCCGUGGGCUCACCUGUACCAGACAAUUGUGUCGUGCCAUGUGGAACUGUCGGCCAGACUUAUGUGUCCUUGCCACUCCAGUACCAGGCAGCCUAUGCAGUUGGUGCUGGCCCAGUGGCACCAACUCCUGAAGUCCAGCAAGCUACUGCAGCUUUCAUGGCUGCCUGGAAUGCUGCUGCCGCUGGAGCAAAUACCCUUACAUCGACGCUAUUGACGCCAUCAGGAUAUGUUCAAAAUCCUGCACAAGUCCACACAGCCUGUUCACAGUUCUUGGCAGCAUGGAAUCAAGCUGCUACACGUGCAGCAACUGUCCAGCAUGCAGUCUACUCUCUUCCACAACCAGUUCGGCAAACUGAAGAAGUAAGGAAAGCUACUGAGGAGUUUAUGGCUGCAUGGAGGGCUGCUGCUCAGCGUGUUUCAACUAUUCAGCAAGCAAUCCCUGUUUCUGUUGAUCCUUAUUCCUCUGCACCUAAGCCGGUAGAAGCUACUGAAGAGGUCAAAAGGGCUACAGCUGAAUUCAUGGAAGCUUGGAAUAAGGCUGCAGCAAGAGUGCCAUCUAUUCAAACCACCAUGUACCAGCUCUCAGGAACAACAGCAGCUGCUGCUCCUCAAGCAGCAGGAUCUACUCCCCAGUUUACUCCAUCGGUUGAACAAGCUACUGCUGAGUUCAUGAAGGCAUGGAAUGCUGCUGCUGCUGCCGCUGCAGCUGCUCCUGAUGUCAAUAUCAUCAUGGGUGCUAGCUCACGUCCCCAAACCCCUGCCCAAUCUGUUGGUACCUACUCUGCCCCUUCUUACACUCCAGCUGCUCCUUCUGUACCUUCACAUGGAGCUCCCCAGCCAGUUCAACCUACUCCUGAAGUUCAGAGAGCUACUGCAGAAUUCAUGGCUGCAUGGAAUAAGGCUGCUGCACGAGCAACCAAGAUUCAGUCAGUCUUAGUUAAGUCUGGAACUCCUGGUCAUUACAACAUUCAGGUUCCUCAGCAGGUUCAGGCUACCAGGGAAGUGCAAAAGGCUACAGCUGAAUUCAUGGCUGCAUGGAAUGAAGCUGCACGUCGGGCAACUACUGUACAGCAUGCUAUGUAUUCUGUACCUCAGCCAGUCCAGCCAACUGAAGAAGUUCGACGAGCUACUGCUGAGUUCAUGGCUUCUUGGGAAGCUGCUGCACAGAGAGCAUCUGCUAUUAGACAAGCAGUGAGUGUGACUGCUGAUCCUUAUUCUGCUGCACCAAAACAGGUAGAGGCUACUGAGGAAGUCAAGAGAGCUACAGCUGAAUUCAUGGAUGCUUGGAAUAAGGCUGCAGCUAGAGUAGGAGCCAUUCAGACUACUGUUUACCAAGUAGCAGGUACUGUACCAGCUGCUGCUCCUGCUCAAGCUUCUGGUUCAGCUCCUCGCUUCACCCCAUCAGUGGAACAAGCAACUGCUGAAUUCAUGAAGGUAUGGAAUGCUGCUGCUGCUGCUGCUGCAGCUGCUCCUGAUGUCAAUAUCAUCAUGGGUGCUAGCUCUCUUCCCAGGACUCCUGCUCAAGCUGUUGUAUACCAAGCACACUCUGUUGGUACCCCAUCUGCUCCUUCCUCUUUCACUCCAGCUGCUCCUGCUGUACCUUCAUAUGGAGCUCCCCAGCCAGUUCAACCUACUCCGGAAGUUCAGAGAGCUACUGCAGAAUUCAUGGCUGCAUGGAAUAAGGCUGCUGCACGAGCAACCAAGAUUCAGUCAGUCUUAGUUAAGUCUGGAACUCCUGGUCAUUACACCAUUCAAGUUCCUCAGCAGGUUCAGGCUACCAGGGAAGUGCAAAAGGCUACAGCUGAAUUCAUGGCUGCAUGGAAUGAAGCUGCACGUCGGGCAACUACUGUACAGCAUGCUAUGUAUUCUGUACCUCAGCCAGUCCAGCCAACUGAAGAAGUUCGACAAGCUACUGCUGAGUUCAUGGCUGCUUGGGAAUCUGCUGCACGGAGAGCAUCUGCUAUCAGACAAGCAGUGAGUGUGACUGCUGAUCCUUAUUCUGCUGCACCAAAACAGGUAGAGGCUACUGAGGAAGUUAAGAGAGCCACAGCUGAAUUCAUGGAAGCUUGGAAUAAGGCUGCAGCUAGAGUAGGAGCUAUUCAGACUACUGUUUACCAAGUAGCAGGUACUGUACCAGCUGCUGCUCCUGCUCAAGCUUCUGGUUCUGCUCCCCGUUUCACCCCUGCUGUUGAACAAGCUACUGCUGAAUUCAUGAAGGCAUGGAAUGCUGCUGCUGCAGCUGCUGCAGCUGCUCCUGAUGUCAAUAUCAUCAUGGGUGCUAGCUCUCUUCCCAGGACUCCUUCUCAAGCUGUUGUAUACCAAGCACACUCUGUUGGUACCCCAUCUGCUCCUUCCUCUUUCACACCAGCUGCUCCUGCUGUACCUUCAUAUGGAGCUCCCCAGCCAGUUCAACCUACUCCUGAAGUUCAGAGAGCUACUGCAGAAUUCAUGGCUGCAUGGAAUAAGGCUGCUGCACGAGCAACCAAGAUUCAGUCAGUCUUAGUUAAGUCUGGAACUCCUGGUCAUUACAACAUUCAAGUUCCUCAGCAGGUUCAGGCUACCAGGGAAGUGCAAAAGGCUACAGCUGAAUUCAUGGCUGCAUGGAAUGAAGCUGCACGUCGGGCAACUACUGUACAGCAUGCUAUGUAUUCUGUACCUCAGCCAGUCCAGCCAACUGAAGAAGUUCGACGAGCUACUGCUGAGUUCAUGGCUUCUUGGGAAGCUGCUGCACGGAGAGCAUCUGCUAUCAGACAAGCAGUGAGUGUGACUGCUGAUCCUUAUUCUGCUGCGCCAAAACAGGUAGAGGCUACUGAGGAAGUUAAGAGAGCCACAGCUGAAUUCAUGGAAGCUUGGAAUAAGGCUGCAGCUAGAGUAGGAGCCAUUCAGACUACUGUUUACCAAGUAGCAGGUACUGUACCAGCUGCUGCUCCUGCUCAAGCUUCUGGUUCUGCUCCUCGCUUCACCCCAUCAGUGGAACAAGCAACUGCUGAAUUCAUGAAGGCAUGGAAUGCUGCUGCUGCUGCCGCUGCAGCUGCUCCUGAUGUCAAUAUCAUCAUGGGUGCUGGUUCCCGGCCUCAGGCUCCUUCCCACUCUUUUAGCUAUUCAGCACCCACCUCUGCUGUGCAUACUUAUGGUGUUCCCCAACCUGUACAACCCACCCCUGAAGUUCAGAGAGCAACAGCUGAAUUCAUGGCAGCAUGGAAUGCUGCUGCUCAGGGGGCUACACAGAUUCAGACAUCUCUGGUGAAAUCUGGUCAAGCUCCUACACAGGUUGUUGCAACAGAUGCUGUCAAGAAGGCAACACAAGAGUUCAUGGCGGCAUACAAUGCAGCUGCUAGAAGAGCAGGUGUUGUUGAACAGGCAGUGUCAACCAUUCCACAACAAGUCCAACAGACUGAGGAGGUUAAGAGAGCUACAGCAGAAUUCAUGACUGCAUGGCAUGAUGCUGCUCAACGAGCAUCAGCCAUUAAGCUGACAGUAUCAGGACCACAGCCAGUGCAACCAACUGAUGAGGUGCAGAGAGCUACAGCUGCAUUCAUGGCUGCUUGGAAUCGCGCUGCUUCCCGAGUUCCAAAGAUUGAAACAACCAUGUAUACACUGUCAGGUUCAAGUGCACUGGAUACCUGUGCUGCUUGUGCAGCCCCAUCACCUGUUUCUGAUACCCCUGAGGUCAGAGCUGCCAAAGAACAGUUCAUGGCCACAUUCAGAGCUGCCGAAGAGGCUGCUCGCCGCGCAUCUGUGUCCCGUGGUGUACUGCCUGUUCCCCCAGUGUUGGCUGUGCAUGCCCCAUCCCAUGUAGUAACAUACAGCACAGGUGCCCCUACCCACGGUUACAUUCUUUCUGACCGUCUCUUUGCUCCCUUCCACGGACUUCCUCUUCAUGUGAAGGACUGCUAAGAAAAAUCCUGUAUGACUGAUCUAGCUAUCAUCAUUUAUAGAUUCUUGUUACUUUUCCACGACAAAUGCGAUUGUAAAUAAAAACGAAAUGAAUCAGAAUGUCAUAGUAUUAAACUAUUUCACACGAAAUAUUAUUCAGUGUAUAUUUGUUCCUUUUAUGUACUUGGUAAUCUGUAAGUGAUGCAUGUUCUACAAAAGUGAAAGAAUGGCAUGAGAUUGCACUGUCACACAAUGUUAGUUCAAGAUGUUUAAAAUCACAUUAGCAAAAUACACUUUCAUAUAGUGAUUAUGGUAAAGCUGCUUAUUCCUUUGGAGUAUAGAAGUCUCUUUAGCUUCACUCAGAACUAAUGCUUUUAUGCACCACAUACUUGUUUGUGCUUCUCAGCUGCAAUGUGAUAAAUUAUCCAGUCUUGACUAAUGUGUCAGUGGCUCUACCACUAGCCUUUGCAACUGAUGUACCAUAUCAUCCUAUUGAUUGACUCAAUUAAAAUAUUUCAAAUA
Molecule: messenger RNA, 4466 nt
Organism: Penaeus indicus
Lineage: Eukaryota; Metazoa; Arthropoda; Malacostraca; Decapoda; Penaeidae
Product: mucin-5AC-like
Exons: 2
Coding region: 33-3965 (1310 amino acids)
Source: RefSeq, a predicted model, not a curated record